UACAUUUUAGCAUAUAUAGACCGAGUUUUCGAACUUGAGUAUUGUGUUACUUACGAGAACCACAAGAAAGAAUCACAAGAUGAAAUACCUUUUGAUUGUACUCCUCGCCGCAGCAGUGUCUGCACGCCCACACGAUCGUAUCGUCGGGGGAUCAAACGCCCCAAGUGGAGCUUACCCAUGGCAGGUUUCUCUUCGCAGACCAAUCGGAGGUUCCCAUUUUUGUGGAGGAUCCCUUAUCUCCAUGGACUGGGUUAUGACUGCUGCUCACUGCGUUCUCAACGGCGUUAAUGUUGCAAUCGGUAGCACAACUAUUUCUAACCCCUUGGAAAUAAUUUCUGGAACAUUCACAGCCAACCCCAACUACAACUCCAACACCAUUAGCAAUGACUUCGCCGUAAUCAAACUGGCUUUCUCUGCCACACCUGGCGCAACCGUUGCUGCAAUUGCCAUGGCCAGUUCUGGACAAACUUUUACUGGAACUGCUGUCACCAGCGGAUGGGGAUACAUCAAUGGAGGAAGCAACCCCAACACCAUCCCAAACGACUUGCAAUACGCUGCAGUGCCUCUGGUUGACAGCGCCACUUGCAACAGCGCGUGGACCGUACUGCCCAACCAACAACGUAUUGAUGAGUCAAUGCAGUGCGCCGGGGGAGAUGGUGCAACUUCUUGCAUGGGUGACUCUGGUGGCCCACUCGUCCAACAAGUGAACGGAGUAUGGACCCUCGUCGGCGCAGUAUCCUGGGGAAGCAGCUCAUGCAGCACAACCCAACCAGCUGUUUACGCCAGAAUCGCUCACGGCAGAAGCUGGAUCAACCAGGUCACAGGAUUGUAAAUCUACCGAUCUACUUCCUUAUGUCGCCUGAUUAAUUCGAUUAAUAUAAUUUAUUCUAAUUUCUGAUGAAUAUGGUUCAAAAUAUACAUUAAGCUUAAUGAAUA
Styela clava is the source of this 936-nucleotide messenger RNA. Its product is annotated as chymotrypsinogen A-like. Gene Ontology annotation, molecular function: serine-type endopeptidase activity. Gene Ontology annotation, biological process: proteolysis. The record is from RefSeq and is a predicted model, not a curated record. Lineage: Eukaryota; Metazoa; Chordata; Ascidiacea; Stolidobranchia; Styelidae.